This is a messenger RNA of Trifolium pratense (red clover), 905 nucleotides long. RefSeq lists its product as uncharacterized. The coding region runs from base 72 to 710 and encodes 212 amino acids. NCBI's taxonomy places the organism in Eukaryota, Viridiplantae, Streptophyta, Magnoliopsida, Fabales, Fabaceae. The transcript has a single exon. The record is from RefSeq and is a predicted model, not a curated record.
GGUUCUUUUAAUACAUUUCCUUUUCUUACCACUGUUUCUCUCACAAUCACUCUCUCUUUCUACACAUUUCAAUGGCAAUUACAAACACUGAUGAACACAACAGUGUGAGAUCAUCGAUCAUGGAAUGGAAACAAAUGCACCCACUUCACCAAAUAGCCGAAACACCAACCCACAAACUUCUCUUAAAGCAAUGGCUCAAAGAAGAAGAACUCAUCAAUGGUCGCAUAGCAUUAAAAGAGACACAAAUUGAUUCAAUUCGAAAAGAGAUCACAAUGCUCUACAUUUUCUUCUUCCUCUUUCACUCCACAACUCUCAUGAUCCUCUUCAACUCUUCCUCCUCUUCAACAACACCGACCCACCUCGAUAAAGCGUGUCACAAAUCGUGGGUCCCGUCGCUUUGUUCUUUAUUGUUUUCAUUGGGACUUAUAUGGGCUUUGAGGUAUAAGAGUGAUGUAGAGGCUCAUAUGGAGAAGAUGCUUCAGAGGGAGAAAGAAGAUAGGGGAUUGUUGAGGAAAUGUGUGGAGGAAUUAAAGAAGAAAGGUUUGGAAUUUGAUUUGUUGAAAGAAGUUGAUGCUUUGAGAAGAGCUAAGAGUUUGAGGGUUGAAAAUAAAGAGGUUAGGAAAUGGUCUUCAAGGGAUUUUGUUUCUCUGUUUUUUUUCUCAAUGGCUUGUUUGUCUCUUGCUGUUAUAAGGGUUAUCUUAUGUAGCUAGAGAUUUGAAAUCGAAAGAUGGGUUUUUUUUCCUUCUCAAUUAGGUUUUGGUGAUGGAUUCGUUGUUAUUGUUAUUGAUCGGGGAAGAUGCAGAAUGUACUGUUCUGUUUUUAAUUUUUUUUUUUAUUUUUUUUUAUGUAAUUUGGGAAUAUCAUGUUAAAUUCAACAAACUAUAAUAAAAUAACUUUUUUUUUUU